UCUCUCUCUCAUACUUGAAACAGCACCCCUCUCUCUCUCUCUCUCUCUCUCUCUCUCUCUCUCUCUCUCUCUCUCUCUCUCCACGCAGUACAAAACGGUUGACUCGACCUACCAUUUCCUUCUCCCUGCUGUCUGCCUAGCUAUCAGCUGCCAUGGAUUCAACUCUGUUCAUCAUCGGCGUCAUAGGCAACAUCGUCUCAGUUCUGGUCUUCCUCUCUCCCAUAAAGACGUUCUGGAGGAUCGUGAGGAGCGGGUGGACGGAGGAGUUCGAGCCGUCGCCGUACGUGUUCACGCUGCUCAACGCGCUGUUGUGGCUCUACUACGGCCUCACCAAGCCCGACGGCUUCAUCGUCGCCACCGUCAAUGGCUUCGGGGUCGUCAUGGAGGCCAUCUACGUCGUCCUCUUCAUCCUCUACGCCGCUGAUCAUGCCACAAGGGUUAAAACCGCAAAGCUGGCGGCGGCAGUGGACAUUGCUGCCUUCGGAGUUGUGUUUGUGGCCACGAAAUUUGCCAUCAGUUAGUUGGACCUAAGAAUCAUGGUGAGAAUGAUAUCCGUGUGCCUCAACAUAGUCAUGUACGGUUCUCCCCUCGCUGCUACGAAAACGGUGAUCACCACCAAGAGCGUGGAGUUCAUGCCCUUCUUCCUUUCCUUCUUCCUCUUCCUCAACGGAGGCGUCUGGGCAACAUAUGCCGUGCUUGACCGAGACAUCUUCCUCGGGAUCCCAAAUGGGAUAGGCUUCUUCCUGGGCACCAUCCAAUUGAUCAUCUACGCGAUCUACAUGAACAGCAAGGCCUCCCAAAGCAGCAAAGAAACAACAGAUGAUGGAUGGCAGGCUUCGGCGCCUCUUUUGGCCUCCAACGCCGGACAUGGCCAUGGUGAUGCGUCGAGCCAUGUUUGAUGCGCGGUGUGCUGGAGUAGUAGAGCCUGGGUGUGAGAGGCAGUCAAACUUCACAAUUAAGUGUACGUACCAGUAUCAUAGUGACUUACUAAAAUUGUUUGUGGUUGAAGCAUGCACAAAUUUUUUUGAUGAGCAUGGUCGUACAUAAAGUUUAACCUCCCCUCCCCAGAUUUUUUUCCCGAAUCCUGCAGGAAUUGAACUGAUUCCUGUAAAUUCCUGUAAAAUUCUUAUGAAAUUCCUACAUUGUUUCAAAGGGGGCUUUAAUUCAUGCCGAACACUGACCCAGUU
Messenger RNA from Phragmites australis (common reed), 1187 nucleotides. RefSeq names its product bidirectional sugar transporter SWEET17-like. Gene Ontology annotation, cellular component: membrane. The record is from RefSeq and is a predicted model, not a curated record. Gene Ontology annotation, biological process: carbohydrate transport. Lineage: Eukaryota; Viridiplantae; Streptophyta; Magnoliopsida; Poales; Poaceae. Gene Ontology annotation, molecular function: sugar transmembrane transporter activity.